GAAUGCACCACAGCACAGUACCCACGAUGCAGCGCGGCAGUAUACAACAGAGUCAUCCUGCCAAGAGUCGAAGAAUCAAAGGUGAUGAAGACGAAUAAAAGGAUGCGGCCAAUUCAAAGAUGAUGAAGAAGAAUCAAAGACGGCGAAGUUGAAUAAAAGUGGGAACAAGUACAUAGUGCCAAAUCUGCCGAAAAGAAGAGUCGCAGUCCGUGAAGAAGGUGACGACGGCGGCGACGUAAGACUCUUCCUCUCAACAGUGACAUUUGGAGUGUUUUCCUAUUUCGAGCUGAUUAACAAGUGUCGGUCUCGACUGUGUUUACGUUUGAAAGGUAGGCAAAUACGAAGGAGGUCUGUUUGAGACCAAUGGAGCUUCUGUUUGGUCUCAAGUAGCAUCUGUAGCUAUGUAAAACACUCCAGAGCGACAGCGGCUGUUUGACAGCAGCGCAGCCGGGAGAGGAGCACUGCAGCUCGGACUCACUCAAACCGUAACACCGCUGGUGCCGGCGUCACAAGCCGCAUCGCUGUCGACACCGAGGGAGCUGCUGUUGCGUUAUGCGCUCAUGUAACGCAACAGGAGACCGACAGAAGAAAGAGAAUGGCGCAGAUUCGUCUAAGUUACAGUUAAGUGUCUUCGCUAGUAUGAUUCGACGUUUUUGGAGCCACAGUCAGCUCGCUCCUGUUUGACUUCGGACGCCACACAACUCGUGGACUUAAUCCGCCAAUAUGUCGAAAGUGCCGACUAAGAAAAAGAGCUGUUUCCAAAUCACAAGUGUGACUCAGGCCCAAGUGGCUGCUAUGGGGGCCACGGACGACACGGAGAGCCUGGAGGACCCAGACGAGUCGCAGGCUGACGAUGUUUCGGCGGAGAUUUUCAUGCCACGGACUGACUUCAAGCCGAUAUCUGUCUCGUUUCCCGCGGAGGAAACUCAACCAGGUGUUGGUGAGUCUGAUGCUCCAUCUCACAUGCUUCAGACCGGGCAGCCGUCGACCCAGCACCCCGGGGAGUUUCGUGCGCUGGGGAUGCCGGGUUCAACGCAGCCACAGGGGAUGGACAGUACAAGUGGUUUCACCUUGAUAACUCAGCCAGGAGCAUCACAACAACAGGCCUCCGUCUCUGUAAACAUAUCCCCUCCAGCUGCAGCCCCUCCUCCUAUGGUGAGUUGCACUUCACGCUUCAGGGUCAUUAAACUUGACCACGGGGCUAGAGAGUCCUUUCGACGAGGACGAUGGACUUGUACUGAGUUUUAUGACAAGGACUCGGACGUAUCUUUAGGGAGUCGGACUGUAGAAAGCAUCAGACAAGCAGCUGGAAUAUUGGAUCCUGCUGCAGACAGAGAUCUUGGACAGAUGAGAAGUUCAGUGGUGGCAAUGCCCUCCGGACAGGGUUCUGGCUCCAUGAUGGACCCUUCCCUCGCUUUUUCCCGAAUACAUUCUGUUAGUGGGUCUGGCACGCAGAGUGCGUUUACCAUCAUCAAGCCCAGCUCUGCCACCCCACAGCCUGUUCUUCAGACCUCCUCCCCCCAGGUCCUGCUCUCCGUCGGGCAGAAUACCCUGCCACAACCAGUUUAUGUACAGAAAUCACCCAUUUCGGCACCAACAUCGCAGCCAUAUCCACCUCAGCAUCUUCCCCCUGGACACCAUCUGACCAGCUUGUCACCCGGAUUAAUGCAAACCCAGACUGAGUACUAUCAGCAACCGUCCUCUUCCCUGCAGCCUCUUAUGUCCGCUGGCCCUUCAACAGCCUUUACACCUGUCUCUGGAAGUGCCCCAGCGCCAAGUCAGGGUGGACUUCUGGAAGGAUCCUUGCCUAUUGGACAGUCGGUGUCAAUGUUGCAGCAGCAAACUGGCGGGCUAGGAAGUGUCGGGGUUCAUAUCGGUGGUUCCGUUUUUCAGCCGAUAUCUGGACAUUACGCUGCUGCUGGACAACCUCAAGCCCACAGCAUCCCUACGACGCAAAAUGUACAAAACGUGCCUGUUGUUGCAGCAAGUUUUAGUGGGUCCACCAUCGAUUCCACCUCUGUGCCCAGUACCUCCAUUGCAGCCAUGCCAAAUCUUAUAACCCACCAGAGGAAGUCGCCAGGUGGUUUGGACUCGCAUGCUUUCCCACCCACUGGAUUUGGACAGGUAGAGAAUAUCGUUGGAAGACGGGUUGAAGGGCUUGUCAACGACCUGCAGCCGGAGAGUAUGCAUCUCGCCACGCCAGCUGUCAACAGCCUGUUUGGAAUCCAAAUACCCGUUGACAUAGAUGGAGAGAGGAACCCGUCCAAGGCUUUCUACCAGGCCUUCCAGUCUAGCAGCAGACUGAGGGACUCGAAAGCUCACUCUGAUAGUGCCUCUGGAAGCAAUGUCGUCGGCCUGGAUAACAAGAUUGAAAAAGCAAUGGACCUGGUGAAGAGCCACCUGAUGUAUGCGGUGCGAGAAGAGGUGGAGGUCUUAAAGGAGCAGAUCAAGGAGCUGUUUGAGAAGAACUCCAUGCUGGAGAGGGAGAACGCCGUGCUCAAGUCUCUAGCCAACAGCGAGCAGCUGGGCCAGCUGCCUGCCGACUCCACGCCGCCUCAGCCGGGACCGUCUCAGCAGCUCCAUCCAGAAGCCCAGAGUCCGCCUCAGUCCGACGUUUGCCAAAAUCACCAAGCCAACGACACCUCUGCUUAAAAAAAAAAGUGUUUCCCAUCGGACAAAGAAAAGCAUCUUCUCUGUUGUGAAAUUAAAACCGAUUCAACAAAAUGUUUGUCCUCUUGGCCACCAGCUUGUCCACAAGUGUAUGUGAGCGCGCCUGUGUGAACUCGUGACUGUGUGUGUGUGUGUGUGUGUAUACUGUGGGCCUGUCCCGUGUUGAAGCAAUCAUCAGGAGACAGACUUGGACUGAGAGAAGAUGAGCAGAGAAAGUUGUGCUGCUGGUUCUGGCCCGGCCCAGGCGGAAAGUUCCGGGACGAUUGUGAAUAAGAGAUAUUUUUUAAUGGACUGGGUUAAAGAGGCGUUUUCUGCCUUGCUGUUAAUAGUCGAGGGAGUGUUUUUUUUUGUUUUUUUUUCCGGAGCGCCACCGCUGCCGUGUGUUUGACAUAGUUCAAGUCUUCAUCACUUUUUGAGUUUUACUGUCAAGUGUUUAUUUAUUAGCAGCUGCUCUUUCGUUUCAGUAGCCUCAUGACAAUUCGUGUUUGACGUAAUUGGCCUGAAUAAAAACCCAACUGGC
Molecule: messenger RNA, 3190 nt
Organism: Synchiropus splendidus (mandarinfish)
Lineage: Eukaryota; Metazoa; Chordata; Actinopteri; Syngnathiformes; Callionymidae
Product: TSC22 domain family protein 2-like
Exons: 4
Coding region: 724-2652 (642 amino acids)
Biological process (GO): regulation of transcription by RNA polymerase II
Source: RefSeq, a predicted model, not a curated record